AUGUAUGCAAAAGAUGUUGAGAAGCUUGUGAAUGACCGACUUCGAGACUUGAAGAUCAGCGGGAACUUCAAAGAUGCACUACGUAAGGAGAUGGACCAGGCGAACUCUACGCCUUUCACCCCCGAAAUCGAGCAGGCUACUCCCCCGAAACGAUUCUCCACACCUUCAUUUACACACUUCAAAGGGGAUUCCGAUCCCGAGAGCCACCUAAAACACUUCAAAAGUGUUAUAAUCCUCCACAAGGCUGACGGCGCACUGAUGUGCAAGAACCCUGACCACGUGUUCAACCUACGCAAGAAGUCCGACGAAUCCCUUCAAGACUACAUCAAGAGAUUCAAAGCAGAAAAGGCCAACAUUGUAGGAUGUGACGACCGGAUCGCGUCCUCUGCUUUCAAGAAAGGUCUUCCAACUGAACACGACUUAUACCGCGAGCUAACUAUCGCUCCCAACCAGACUCUGGCAGAGGUCUUCGCAAUCGCAGAAUGCUAUGCUCUCUGGAAUGAUGAUCAAAUCACCGCGAAGAAGUCUACUAAGCAGGAAGAUCAGUCGAUUAAGUGGGCAGGCCAAAGAAGCGAUGGGUUUAGCAAUAGGAACAAGGACAAGUGCAUGUCACACCCACAAGGGGACACUCCGGCAGGCGAGAACUACACUAAGUUCUUCGUCCCCAUACAUCAAAUCUUAGCCCAAGUAAAAGACAAAUCUUGGAAGGCGCACCUUGAAGAACUAGUGAGAGAAGGUCACUGCACAGAAUUCAUUGCAAAGCAGGUCAUCCAGCGGAUUGAAGAUUGUGACACCGCCAACGAGCCACCCCAGAAGGUCAUAAGGAUUAACACAAUCCUAGCCAACUCCGAGGAGUCUGGGCUGACCAACAAAGAAAAGAAGAGGAAUAUCAAACAAGCCAUUGUGAUCUCCCAAAUCUCGACCGACUUUCCACCAGCGGAAGACGACCCUGUGAUCGGCUUCCAGAAGAAAGAUCUGAUCGGCCUCGACAUGCCACAUAACAAUGCCCUUGUCAUCAGCAUUCAAAUCACUCAGGCCAUGGUUGACCGAAUCCAUGCAGACGAGGGUAGCGCAGAAUAUCCUGCAGCUGGCAGUCAUCCAAUAGAUGGGCUUGGCAGCGAAGAUCAACAAAUCAGCCAGAUCACUGACCAGCUUUAA
Messenger RNA from Prunus avium (sweet cherry), 1158 nucleotides. RefSeq lists its product as uncharacterized. The record is from RefSeq and is a predicted model, not a curated record. Lineage: Eukaryota; Viridiplantae; Streptophyta; Magnoliopsida; Rosales; Rosaceae.